Microthlaspi erraticum is the source of this 1515-nucleotide messenger RNA. The record is from the annotation of a GenBank genome assembly. NCBI's taxonomy places the organism in Eukaryota, Viridiplantae, Streptophyta, Magnoliopsida, Brassicales, Brassicaceae.
AUGUCUUUGUCUCUACGUAACACUUGUCUUCUUCGAUUACCCACUGCUUUCUCAUCAGCUCCAUCAAAACUCCUAAUUCUCAAUGGAGCUGUCCCUUUUCAUGUACCAAGAUCUCAUAUUUCGUUACGCCGUAUUGGUUUCAAAUCAAACCCAUUCUUUAGAACUCAGGCCCCAAGAUUCUUCAAGUGUUUGCCUCAAAGAGUGUCCGAUGAACGCAGAGAAACACAAGUAACAACGGAAGAAGAAGAAGAAGAAGAAAAGGUUGUCAAAUAUGAGAGGCUCUUCUCUAACCUUAAUCGAUCAACAUUGAAGCGAGAAUCCGGGAGUUUGUCCAGUGCGAUUUUCUUGGUUGCUGGCACUACAGUUGGUGCAGGGAUACUUGCGAUUCCAGCUGUGACACAAGAAUCAGGCUUUCUUGCCUCUGCAGUCGCGUGCAUCCUCUGUUGGGUUUUCAUGGUUGUGACAGGUCUGCUGGUUGCUGAAGUGAAUGUCAGCACCAUGACCGAACUAGGCACUGGAGGCGUAUCACUCGUCUCAAUGGCGAAGCGGACUCUUGGAUCUGUUGGAGUUCAAGUUGCAUCUUGGACCUACAUUCUCAUCCAUUACACCCUUCUUGUGGCCUACGUUGCUCGUUCUUCAGGCAUCCUUACAAACUUCCUCGGCAUCCCAAUAUGGGAGAGUGCAACUCUGUUCUCACUGGUUCUCGGAGGCAUUUGCUUCUUUGGAAGCCAGCGGUUCAUCGGUGCGACCAAUGGAGUUCUGGUGUUUGGACUAAUUGCAUCGUUUGCAGCACUCGUGGCAGUUGCGAGUGGAGACUUGCAUUGGGAAGCUCUUCUCAAGGCCAACUUUGAAGCCGUUCCCAUGAGCAUACCCAUCAUUGCCCUCUCAUUUGUUUAUCAUAAUGUGGUGCCGGUUCUCUGCACAGAUCUUGAAGGAGACUUGCCGAAAGUAAGAACCGCGAUUGUUCUUGGCACGGCCAUACCACUUGGCUUGUUUCUUGUGUGGAACGCUGUAAUUCUUGGAUCUUUCCCAGAUACUGGUGUGGCGGCUGAGAAGAUGAUCGAUCCUGUGCAGCAACUGAGAUCAACCAAUGUCACUGUCGGUACUUUUGUGGAAGCAUUCUCUCUUAUUGCUAUCGCAACAUCUUAUAUCGGUUUUGUCUUAGGCCUCGCUGACUUCCUGUCUGACUUAUUGAAGCUCCCGUCUGGGCAGAACAAGCCUCUUCUUUACCUUCUUACACUGGUUCCACCGGUUGUCCUGUCCCUACUGGACCCGGAGAUUUUCUUCAAAGCCUUGGAUUUUGCUGGGACAUAUGGAGUUCUGGUAUCGGUCGGAAUCCUCCCAGCUGCAAUGUCUUGGUCAGAUAGGUACUCAAUCUCAUCAUCAACAGCUGCAAGCUUGCCACAACUUGUUCCAGGAGGAAAACUUACUCUUUCUAUUGUGAUGGGAGGUGCAGGAUACGUGAUUGUUUCUGAAGUUAUAGAGAAUUUUUCACGGUACUUGAGUAAUUCAUAA